This is a messenger RNA of Hyalella azteca, 8711 nucleotides long. RefSeq lists its product as uncharacterized. Lineage: Eukaryota; Metazoa; Arthropoda; Malacostraca; Amphipoda; Hyalellidae. Bases 179 to 5701 code for a protein of 1840 amino acids. The record is from RefSeq and is a predicted model, not a curated record. The transcript has 10 exons.
UUAGGUUUCGUCUUGAAUGUCGGUCUUUGCAGUGUGUCUCUUCUAAGUUCUAUAUUAACAUAGGCUAUUAUUAUAUACGAUAAUACAAAAUUUUAUGUUCACUUAGUAUUAUGGCACCUAAAAUUGUGGUCGUCGGCUGGUCUAAAAUGCCUUUUUGUUUCAAACUCUCAUCGACAUCAUGUCUUUCAUCCACUUCCUUGGCAAGCCAAUUUUGCCUCCUGUGCUAAAGGACAGGAUCUUCAGAGCUGACAAGGAAAGGAAAAAGGAAAAGAGAGAAGAUGAAUGGCUGCUAUCAUUGAGCUGUGCAGCAGCUGUUGAUGUUUUGCUCAAUGAUCCAACUUAUCCUAGUCAAAGAAGCUGCAAGUACACUUGUCAACAAGCAAGACAUGCACCAGAACUUCCAACAAUUUCAUCACGUGUUAAAAAUUUCUCCUUCAAGAAGUAUGACACAAGGUGGUUAUCAAGACCACAAGUAACUAUUUCUUCUCCAGAGAGUGAAUUUACUGAGAAGAAAUGUCACAAGUCAAGUAUUAGUGCUUACAAUAGAUGUAAAUCUGGCCUGAUGUUGAGUCCUCAUCAUCUAAAUGUAAACCAACAUCAGCCUGCUGAUGCUUCUCAGUAUCAGCAACAACAUCCUGCUAAAUACCAGCUGCAAGAGGAACAGCCCAAACUUUUGUUGCAGCAGAGGCAGAAAGAACAGUUGCGACUCCAGCAGCUUCAGGAACAAAGGCUCAGAGCCAGAGGCUACAGUAAUAGCUUUCAGCUUGCAAUGAGCCGCAGCUGUGGGGAAGAUGAGCUGUCAUCUGUGAGACGUCAAUCACUUCCGCAUUCAGUAAACUCAUUGUCCUCAACUGUGAUGAGAAGCAGUGACUGCACUGACUCAGUCCAGCCCAUAAUGGAGCCUGCCACAGAAGAUAUCCCUGCACCUUCCAGUGCUCCGUCCCAGCACGUCCUGGAUGAUUAUCUUCUACAGCUCACUGGUCAAGCUCUCCCACCACCACCUUCUAGGGCACAAUUUAUGAGUCAGUCUUGGUCGCCGUCUGUCCGAAAUACUUCAUCCAAGAAUGAUAAUGAAGACCAUGUUUCUCAUGAUCGUCAAGACCAUUCAUGUCAGACUAAAAUCGACGUUCCAGAAGACAACUGUGAAUGUUGCCCAGCUGUUACUGUCGAGGACGAAGUUAAUGAUUUGAACGACAUGUCGCCAGGGAAUGUUCUCGAUAGUCCUGCUGGUGAAGAGCUGCCUAAAUGGCUCAUGGAAGCUAAGAGUAGAAGAAGCAAAGGUGAUGCAAAUGGGAGAAGCGUUGGUAGUAAUUAUUUGGAUAGUUAUUUGGGCAAUCUCACCCAGAGUUCAUGGGUGAAUUAUGCGCCUUCCACUCCCGCACAGCCGACUGUGUACGCGCCAAAACGAGUUUAUAUUUAUCCAGAAGUUUUUUACAAACGGGAGCCGCUUCAGGGAGAACCUUUGUUCAUGUCUCGAUCGUUCACUGAAGGCGUCACGAAUUUAAAACGUCGAGAAGUCCAAAUAAAGGAUAUCAGGGAUGUGGAGACGAGUUCUCCUUGUUCUGCGACGGAUAUUCAAGAUACCACGUCUGAAGGUAGACCCAGUGACUCUCCUAUCGACGCCACUGGACAUAGCUCUGUGAUCGGCACCAUGGACGAUGUCUCGUACUCACCGUCCUUUGGCACUGAGAGUGGCAUGGGCACAGAUAUUGCUACUAAGGCUUUGUCUUCCCAGUCGACGCUGUCCAUCAAUCGAUUGUCUGAUGCUGCUCCCGCGGUAGCAGAAACUGAGCAAAGCUUUACUGUAGAUUCGUUAGAGACGGACGUACCGUGUCGCACCGACACAUCGGGCGUCAUAACACAUGGAACCCCUGGAUCUGGUAUGCCCACAAGCGGCCUUGAUGAGGAAGAAGUCACUAUAUCUGAAAACUUCCCCGAUAUUCCGUUUGAAAAUGAAUGCAAUGAAGAGAAUGUGAGUAAUCUAGUCGCAAUAAACAACACUAUUUCUGAGACACGCAGCGAUAUCGUAAGAGGACAAGUAGAUCCUGCCGUGAAUUUCGUGAUUGGUGGACCUGUGAGCGUAAGAGACGACCAGAGUUGCACAUCUAAUGCCUCUGACGAAUCGAGUUGCUGUACGCAGCCCAGUACCAUUGUCAUGAUUCGCAGCGAGGCGGAUCUCACGAGAACGACGUCACAGGUUACCAAAACUAACAUGGAUCAAGUUCCCGCACAUGAAACCCUUAACAGUUCAUUGCCGUUAUCUACGACGUGUAAACAAUUUUUGGUGAAUCCUAAUAAAAAGGAAUAUUCGUCAUUGGAAGAUAACUUAGUGAACAACAACACCAUAUUCAACAACAUGAAGAACUUGAAAUCUGAAACCAGCUAUGCGGCAAAGGAGUUAAUUCAAGACAGUUUGGACUCUAGCCUCGGCUCGCUGUCUAGCCUACGCAAGCUUUCUAUUGAUAGCAACUGUAAUGCAGCCACUAUUGCAACUGAUGAUUACGAGGCUGAAGCUGACGAAAAUGUGCCAGAAACUGAGGAUGGCGAUGGGGCUUUAAUAAUUCCGCAUGGCCGAAGUGUGAGUUUCGAUCUGCCACACUGCACUUCUGCAGCGAGCACCCCCGACAUGAGCCUCGUGAGCGCCGCCAGUGUUUGUGGCACUUCAGCGUCUCUUGCUGAUGAUACCGCAGACUCUGAGAUGACGGCUAGUGACAUGUGUCGAGAUGACCUCAUCAUUGAGGAGGGAGAGGCAGAAGAAGCGAGUGCCGAUAAUGAUGUGGAAAAUGAGGUCGAGAGUGCUGCUCACAUCACCAAAAUCGAGAAAAGUGAAUUCCAUGAUGUUGAUUCUAGCAGGUCCGACGUGGUAGAUAGAGUUCAUCAGUUGGGAAAUGAACAAGUCGAAGAGAAGGUUGCAGAAUAUGGUGCUUCUGAGCCACUGAAUGAUAGCAAGUGCAAUGCAAGUCCGCUCAGUGACAACGGCAGCGAGGAAAACCAUGCCACACUCACCGAAAAUUCCAGUAAACUCUCACCAGAGAGCGCGGCCGAUUCCGUCAAGUCCGACAAUCAGGAAAACAAUCUUGCUUCUCAAGAUUCAUAUUCAGUGUUAGAAAAUCCAUCGCCUGAAGAUGGUUCUUCUGUAAACCGUGAUUGCCAUACCAGUGAAGUGGAAGUUGACUUGCUAUCUUCAACUACGUCUACCAAUCGUCCAUCAACUGCUCCUCCUCAACGUCCUGUUGCUGUGACCGCCCCUCAACCCAUUGCGACCACCACAGCGAAUAAACCUUCGGUAGAAACAACCUCAUUCUUGUCAGGAACUUCACAUAAAACUCCAUCAUCUGGGGUUGCUGAUGACGUUCAAGCAAUAUCUCCUGCUGGAGGUCAGUUUUGUCCCCCCUCUUGUAACAGCUCCUCUUCGUUUCCUGCUACCGCUCAGCCUGUCCAUUCAACUAGCAAUAGUAGCAGCAGCAAGCCGAACACUCCCAGUAGUCCGGCCAGAGGCUCUGGUUCCUUCUCUGCCACCACACCCACCACCGGCGGGGCCUGCUUCUACCCUCAGCAAGGAUCUCGUGUCACGACGCCUAUGAGUUCGCCGCACCGUCACAGCACACCAACCACUCCAAGUGGCAGCUUCUAUUCACCGGUAACUGGGAAUGGUCCGCCUGGGGUGCUGGGUAAAUGUUCUAGCCGGCAGCACCAGAUCAACGCCCUGCUGCAGCUGCUACGCGUUCAGCAUCAUCACGAGAGGGAGCAGCUGGUUGCUAAGCAACACGAGGAAAUGCAACAGUUUAUGCAGCACCUGCAGAAGCUCACGCCUGCUCAGCUGCAACACAUUGUCAGCGCACAGGUGAGCUCUGUCCAAGGGUCUCGGGUCUCCACCAGGUCGUCGGAAGUCGAAGGAAGCAAGUCCCCGAAUAUAGUAGACAGCGUUGCUCCCACUGCUCUUCAGGUUUCCCCUCCAAAUAACGAAUCUUCGUCUCCGUGCGAGGAUAGCUACGCCAGCAGCUCUGUCACGGCCUCGCAGUCUACGCCGUCAGACAGCUACAAGAAUUUGGCCAGCAAAUCUCCAACAUCGUUCUACCUCCACAAUCCUGCCCACGCAGUUAAUGCCACCACGCCAGGGCAUCUUAAUAAACUUUUCCUGCAGUUUCCAUCGAAGAAAAUCCCGUCACCUCCGCAGAAGGCUGCGUCACCGCUGUGUUCUGCGCCCAGCACAGCUAGACCCGCUGCGCCCAGCGUAUCCCGGUCUGUUACCGCUGACGAUGUCGAGGGUCUGCCACUACCUACCAAUGACCCCUCUGGUCUCAGCACCAGCCAAUCCAAACUCGUCAAGCAAGUAAUGAACGAGAAGCAGGCAGCGCACUCUAAGAAGAGCUCACCUACUGUCAUCAAAGAGAAGAUGCUCAACGCUCCUCCCAUCACGAGUGCCACUUCUAAACUGGCCCCCAUCACACCCCACGAAGACAUGGCUGAGCUAUCGGCCAGCCUCACCAACUCUGACCUCUUCAACAGCCUGCAUUCGAGCCUCAUCUCUGAGACUGGAGUUCAUGCCUCCUCGCUGCCUCGAAGUGCCACAGUCACCAAACUCACCAUCGAAACUUUCUUGCCGACUCAGCGUUCUGACUUUAGGGAUUCGACAGUCGAUGGUCGGGAGGCACCCGCAGCCAUCGGCCGCAGGAGGAGCGUCUCUAGCGCGGUGAGGGGCGUGACGUUGCUACAGGCAGUUGUGCGCGGUCGCCACGUACGGCGCCUGCUGCGAUGUGGUGCUGUGCAGCAACAUAUCGCUACUCUCGAGGAAGUUAACAAACUUGCAGCUCAGUUCCACAGGGAUAUCCUCGCCGACAACAUCAACAAAGGCGAUAUAGACUUCCACCGCGCUCUCUAUCAGCAGGAGCAAGUGGCGCGUUCAGAGCUGCGGCGCAUAUUCCUGACGUCGUCGUUUAUGGAUCAAGUGGAGCUCAUCCAGCGCGACCUGCACCAAACUCGCCGCCAGCGCCACCUUCAGACCAAAGUUCCCCGCCUACCACGGCCUCGCUCUACCGUCAAGCAGAGUCGUUCCGUCCACCGCCCCACGAGUGCCAGCAGAAGCAGUGCAGGAGAGUCGGCGUCUACUGCGCGCAGCUGCAGCCAGCCCAGCCCCAGAACUAUACCUGCGCCCAGGAAGUAUCCGCAACAAAACAUAGAUCAUUCCUUGGAGAAUCAUUCUUCAAUGACCACUUCCUACUAUGGCGGCUAUGGUAGCCAUAAUGGAACUAACAACGGCAGCCAAGGCGGUGGAGGCAGAAGCUCCACCACUGCAACCAUCCCCACCACCACCACCACAAAGAACGGAGCCAAAACAACCCUAAAAGCUCAGUAUCGCCACGUACAGUCUCGUUACCUCGGCAGCGUUACAAAGAGUUCGAUUCAAAACCCCAACGUCAACGCGGAUCGUCAUACAAGGUAUCCUGGGAGCCCGAGUGGCGUGUCCCGGCGUGUGGCGCUGCCAAACUGUGCGGCGAGCGCCUCAUUUUCCUCGCCACAGCCCAAGCCUCAUCACAACGAAAAGAUGUGCCAACAACAGCGUGCUUGUGCUGCCACUGCUGCUGGUAAUGGCUGUGUUAAUAACAGUGGCUUACGUCGAGGAGUUACGACCAGUAAUGGCGCUGCUCCGCAUCCAGUGACGGCCUAUGAUCGCCGGCACAACAGGAAGCUCUGGAGAUAAAGAGGAAGGCGUGGCCUGAUUUGAAUCCUUAGGAAACUGCAAUUCUUCGCUGCCAAGAAUUCCUCAAUGGACGUCUGGUAAUACACAGACAAGAAACCUUCCUGUUCACUUGCUUAACUAUCGGUCUGUACGAUAUUAAUAAGGCAGAGGAUCGUGACUGAAUUUUCUUCUCUUAAAAGAUCUUAAUAGUUUAUAUCGUACAAAGUUCUAUUCAUAAUCCAUCAAGUACGAAUUUAAAUGUACUCAGAGUAGGUAUAUGAUUCAUUCUAUGAUCUUGAGCUUGUAGCUGUCGCAGAAUGAAAAUCGUUUCAUCGUCAAAGUUUUUCAGUUUUAAAUGCUGCGGAAAUCCUAAGGGAGCAUAAUAUUAUCACACUUCGCUAUUUUUAAUUGAAUCCAAUUAUAGUUAAUAUAUUCUUUCCUGCUGACCAUCUGGUGGCUGUCGUUAUAAUUAGAUACCUACUAUAGAUUUUCAAUCUAUGAAUGCUUGUGUGUCAGUAAAUAACUCGUGUUUUGACUAUUUCAUGAAAUAAUUUUUACGUAAAUUUGAACGAAUUCUUGUGCAUUGUUGUCUCUGCAUUGUUUUGCCGCUAUUUUUUCUACCAAUUUAGUUGCUUCCUUGUGAAAAUCUUUGAACGUCUUGCAAAACAUACAUGAUUUGUGUUUUGUUAAAAGUCGUCAUUUUAUUUACAUUUAAGAUGUUCAUGAUCUCGUAUUAGUUUAGAAAAUGUUUCCGCUAAAUUAUCAUUACCAGGUGAGUUUAAAACGGAUUAGGCUGUAAACUGCUGUCCAUGACUUCAUUUAAUUAAGCUGAGCCCGCAAAGAAGUGGCUAGAAAAAAUGGUGCUUUAUCAAUUCCAUAGAGGUUACUUAGCAAUUUUCCUGGGGUAGUCGAAGUUAGCUCUCUAGUUUAGCUUGUACAUCAGUGAUGGCGACAUUUGUAGAAGAUGUAUUUUGCUUAUUAUGGUAUGUUAAUUUGGGAGGCAGAUUGUAAACGUUAGAGAAGCUCUGGUGGAUGCGAAGGGUGUGCGUCACAAGCGGGUUAUAAAUACAAGUUGUGACUCAUUGAGUUGAAACAUUUUGCUAUUUCAAUUAAUGGAAUCAAUUUGAUGUUCUCUCUCCCUCUCGGCGGCUUGAAAAAUAUCAUAUGUCUUUUCUUUGAAGUAUUAUAAAAUACCCGAUUUUCUUGAAUUGUAACUGUUCUGCUAUACCAAGUAGAGCCAAUUUUCAGACAACCGUCGGCUUUACGCUUUUAUCGCUUUACAACUGCAACUGCUUUCUUGAUCUACACUCAGCGUCCUUUAUUUCUAAGCAAUCAUUAACCAGCUUUAGAGCACAAUUAUUUAAAGAAAACUCUAUCUACAAUUGUAAAGGGCGGACUUGCAGUUGAAUUAGAUAUUUUCCCUGUAUCAAAAUACCUGGUAAAUGGACAGUCGUCAAUAUUAUUGCGGUAUGAUAGAGUUUGAUUUCACAGUUUUGACCAAGCUGAGAGUAUUUAAUUUUGCUCACCUAGUAAUAAAUGUCGGUCGCUAUUGUAGAUCGUGGGACUGAUGUGUUGUUUAUUUGGGACGAUGUGAGUUGUAUUGGCAUUGCUUAGCGAAGUGAGUUCAUGGAGAGGGAGUUCUUGGCCAGACAUGCUUACUAAGUUUGAUCUCGUGUUGUAAGGAACUAUUGCUACGGCGAUCUAGUUUAUCUAGCCUCCCUAUGCCGUGCGUCUCGGCCUGUGCUUGCUUAUACUCUACAUAUACAUUAAUGAUAUGUAAUUGUGAUGUAAGAUCUGUUACUUGAUUUUCUCUAGGAAGUGAACGUUUUCUUACAUGUACGGUGGUGUUAUCCAUGCCCAAUUUCUGUUAUUUGUCAUAUUAACGUCUGUUAAUAAGUAAUCAAUUGGUUUGAAAUUAUUUUCAAAACCAGUCUGAAAAUGCUUGAAAAAAAUAUUUGCACAAACGAAUGACCGCCACAAACUAAUUAAUAUGACCAUUUCCAUUGACCAAACUUCUGUAACACAUACUUUUCUCAUUACUCUAAUUAAGCUGCGCUUCCUAAACUAUCUGUACCAUUCCUCUGUUUGUAGUGGAGUCAUUUAUUACAUCCUCUUCUCUGUUUUCUUUUCAACGCGUAAGUUAACGAUUGAGUAACAUUAAGUUUCAUCCAGUAUUCAAGCGAAGCGUGUCAUGGGCGUGUAUCAACAUUUUCAAUGUCGUGCGCGAUUGAAUCUCAUUGCAGACUUCACUGAUAUUCAACCCAUGGCUUUGAUGCAAAAAUUUCACGAAUCGUUUCAUUGUCGUACCUGAUACCCGCAUAUUCUCCAGCAGACCAAAGAUUAUUUUAAGAAUUCAGUAUUAUUAUUCUAAGUUGCCUGAUUAUUUAUGUUUAUGUUUCUGAAAUAUUCUAAUCAUUUUCUAUUACAUUUGUUUCUACCUGCACAUUAUUAUCUUCAAUAAUUGAGAACGUCGCGAUUAACCGCGAGAGACGACGUAGCGAUUCACUUGAAACGUUACCACACUGGUUCAUAAUUAUCGUUCGAUAUUUACGCGUUUCGCUUCUCAAGGGUAAGUUAACGUUUGUAAUUUGGAAGUUUUUAUUUUUUUUUUCAUCUCGUUUGUGGAAUGAUCAUCAUUAAUGUUUAUGUCUAACAACUUCCGAUCGUAAUUCUUGCUUGAGAUCAUUUCUGAAAAUGAACGUUAAAUUAUGUAUGGAUCUUUCGAUUUACGGACGCUCCAAAAAUUUGUGUAAGUCUACUCAAAAUCGCAAAUAGAAACGUAUUUCGACGGCUAACAUUGAACAGUAGCCUCGCUUUCUCUAUUUAUGAAGUCAAACGUGACGUUCCCGUGCAAGACUUUGGCAUAACCUCAUUAAUAUAAUAUACGUGCUUAUAUUCAGGUCUCCUUCUACACAUGCUGAGGUCUUGAUGCACAUGAGCUUGCAAAUUUUUUUUUUUUUUGCAAUUCCAUGUCGGUAAAAAUUGAUGUAACAAACCCAUUCUCAUAAUCUAAUAAAUUUACCUCGCCUUG